Molecule: messenger RNA, 6120 nt
Organism: Dryobates pubescens (Downy woodpecker)
Lineage: Eukaryota; Metazoa; Chordata; Aves; Piciformes; Picidae
Gene: KATNIP
Product: katanin interacting protein
Exons: 25
Coding region: 11-4735 (1574 amino acids)
Source: RefSeq, a predicted model, not a curated record
UAUUAAGGACAUGGUGACUGACUUUGAUGAAAUACAUGAUGAAUACUUAAUAUCCCUUCAGCAGAGAAACCGGCUACUGGAACGUUUAAGAAGAAAAGAUCCUGUGCAAGCCAGACUGGAGCAGUUAGAACAAGGCUUUUCUCUGUAUCUGAAUGGAGCUAAUUCAGAGCUGAGAAAUCACCACAGAAAAAUCAGCUCUCAUGGCUAUCCUAAAAAAGAGAUAAAGCCCAGCAGGACAAAUGCAGCCCAGCUAGAUGACAGCACACAGACUGCACCAGACAAAAUGCAGCGCAGGGGUUGGCUGCAGAAAGCUGUGAAGAUCAAAACACAAAGAGGGGCUAAACUCUGCCUUAGACCUCCCGUUGAAUACUCUGAGGAUUUUGAACCUUAUGAAAGCCUGAGCCUGGAGACAGAUGGGGAUGAUCCUCUCCAUGACUCCCAGAAAUUGAGAAGAAGCUUGCAGCUCAGUGUAGAAGAGAAAAAGAUGGAGCGAGACGCUUUUAGUGAUGAUGAUGACGACUCUGUUGAAGAGGAUGUGUCUUCGGAAUCAUCUUCUGCUGAGGAAACAAUUCCAAGCUUUGAAGACCUUCAGCUGCAUAGCAAUAGGUUCUUGCAGAAAGAAGCUUCUGAACACCAGGAUGCUGAGAGCUGCUCUGGCCUUGAUUCUGGUGCCCACAGUGUGCUGGAGUUCAGGCAGGAUCAAAGCAAGGUGAAGUCACUGCGAGUCCUCUCUGCAAAAAGAAAAGAUAAUGCUGAGAUGUACGUUCCUGUCAGCCCAGUGGAGGGGAGAAACACAAUCACUCGGCCACUCUCUGCUGAGUUCUUGCACCAGGAAAGAUAUGAAAGAAUUUGUUCCAGACCCCUAAGUCAGCCAGGAAGAUUGCUUUCAGCAACAAGAAAGAACAUGUGUGAGAGGGAUCCUGACCUCUCUGUUUCAGAUGUGGUUAAAGCAAUGCAAAUGGAAAAUCAAGGCUUGCAGAGAGAGCUGCAAAAGCAGACGGUUUCCACAAGCCUCCAAAAGAAACUAUUUUCUCUGUCCUCUGUUGCUUCUGCAAUGACUAAACCUCCAGAACACAGCCAGACAAGGACUGCAGUCACCAAAGCUGCUGAGGGGAUGUGUCCUUUUGGAAGCAGACAACAGAAGAAACUUCUGAAAAGCCUUCUGGAGCCUCAGAGCCAUUCUGCCUGUGAUAAUGACACAUUUCUCUUUGAUGAUCAAUCUGAAGCAGGUUCCAUGCUGAGAGAGAAGAUGACAAGCAGGAUGGAAGUAUCUGAUGCCAUUUAUGUGACUGUGGAACUUCUCUCUAACUGGGGAAAUCCAGAGAAUGUAGGCCUGAGCCAGCUGGAGUUCUUUGAUUUGUACAACAGGAAGAUAUUUGUGUCCCCUCAUGACGUGGAUAUUCGGAACGCUGACAACCGAGGGGAUUUGUGCUGCUUGGUCAAUAAGAGCUUAAAUAUCACAGAGGAAAGCUCCCCUUGGAUGUGCCCUUUCUAUCCACCCCUCCAACUUUACUUUGUUAUCCGCAAUCCCACCCGGUCACGUGACUUUGGUAUAUCCAAGAUCAAGAUUUGGAAUUACAACACAACAACUCCCAGUGACCUUGAUGUUGGAGUAAAGAAGGCAAAGUUGUAUGUUGACAAGAACCUUGUGUUUGAUGGUGAAUUAGAGAGAGCCUCCGGAGACCUCCUCACUGACCACAGCACUACAAUUGACCUUAGGGAUCACAAGCAAGAUACCUGUACAUGUUCUUCAAAUGAAAGGAAAGAAGUAAAUACUCCUGCAGUCACAGAGAAGAAAACAGAGCCACAUGUUAAAUACUUGCACUCAAACAGUGCUUCACUCAGUGGGAAAUCUCUACCAGGAGAAAAUCCUGAGCACCAGAUGAGCUCAAACAGCUCUACAAAGAAAAGAUUGGCUGAGUUAGAGGAUGAUCUGAAAGUGUUCCCAUCUCAGGUUUGUAGAAAAGAUGCCAAAGAGGACACAACAGUACAGGCAGUUGCAGAGUGUGUUCAACCUGAUGAGGAACUUUCUUUGAGUAAGCAAAUGGAGAAGCUAACAGGAAGGAAAUUGUCUGAUUCUGCAGGUGCAGUUCCUUCUUGGUUACAGUCUUCUUCCCAGGUGUCACAGAGUAAUCAAGUUACUUCCAGCAAGCAGAAGCCUCCCUGGCUUGCCACAGAACCUUGUGCAGGCUUCAGAUUUCAAACACAGUCAGAUGGGAGCACCAAAACCUCUAAAGAUCUGACUAAUGAAGAUGUCAAACUGCCGAGAGAUGAACUGAGCAGAUCUGGUAGCAGAAUUGCAAAUGGAGAUGAGAAAUCACAGAUGCUCACCAGAAAGGAUGCUGAUGUGAGCUUGGACAUUUCAGAGCAACUUUCUAACAAAAGCUGCUGCAGCUCACAGUACCCUACCAGUGGAAGAAGAUGUGCCAGGGGUAUGAAAAGGGCAGGAUUAAACACCAUGAAUCUGGGAGAAGAUGAUUCUGCUCUCAAAGAUGAAGACUUGGCUGUCAAGGACAUGGCAGCCUCUAGAGCAAAGUGGCACAGCGAACAAGAACACACCCUGCAGGAGUCCUGGAACUCCUUGGUGAAGUUCAAUUAUUCCCAUCGCGGACGAAUCUCUAACAUGGAUUUUCAAGGGGAUAUCUUUGAUGAGUUUCUCCAUCAGCAGAAAAUCAACAGGCCUGGAAACUGUCAGCAAAUAAAAAAAGAGGGACUACAAACACUACCAAAAAGGCAAGGAGACAAUUCUUUGGAGGUGCAGGACGGAAAUGACUUCAGAAUUCCUGUGUUACCCUACGGACAGCGCUUGGUGAUAGACAUUCGAACGACGUGGGGAGACAGGCACUACGUGGGUCUGAAUGGGAUUGAAGUUUUCAGUUCUAAAGGAGAACCUGUUCAGAUUUCCAAAAUAGCAGCUGAACCACCCGAUAUAAAUAUUUUACCAGCUUAUGGCAACGAUCCCAGAGUAAUAACCAACCUCAUUGAUGGGGUACAUCGGACUCAGGAUGAUAUGCAUCUCUGGCUAGCACCAUUUACUCCUGGAAAACCUCACUUCAUCUUUAUUGACUUUGUGAAUUCCUGUCAAGUAGCUAUGAUUAGGAUUUGGAAUUACAAUAAAUCUCGCAUCCACUCUUUCAGAGGGGUGAAAGACAUGAUCAUGCUGCUGGAUGAGCAAUGCAUCUUUAAAGGAGAAAUUGCAAAAGCUUCGGGAACCUUGUCUGGAGCUCCAGAGCACUUGGGGGAUACUAUAUUGUUCACAACUGAUGAUGACAUUCUGGAAGCUAUCUAUUGCUAUGAUCAGACAUGUGAUGGAGAAAUGGAAAAUGCCAGCUUCUUGAGAUACGAGGAAGAGCUGAAGAGGCCAACAACUGCUGACAGGGAAGGAGAUGAAAGACCUUUUACACAAGCAGGGUUAAGAACGGAGAAUCGACAGGUAGGGGCCUCUGUUCAAGAGCCAGAGCCUUUCUCUGACUGCAUACCCAAGGAAUCAGGAAUAUUCACUGGAAAAUGUCUGCAACUGAAUUUUACCACGACCUGGGGAGACUCUCAUUACCUUGGCCUGACAGGACUUGAAGUGAUAGGAAAGAAUGGUCAGACACUAAAAAUAACUACAGAACAGAUUUGUGCUUCACCCCAGGACUUAAAUGAUCUUCCAGAGUACACAGGAGAUUCCAGAACACUGGCCAAGUUAAUAGAUGGGACUAAUAUCACGGUGGAGGAUGACCAUAUGUGGCUCAUUCCCUUCUCUUUUGGAGAAGAUCAUCUGCUCACCAUCCAUUUUGAUAAAAUUGAAAGCGUUGCAGGGCUUCGCUUUUGGAACUAUAAUAAAUCUCCUGAGGAUACCUAUAGAGGGGCUAAGGUAGUCCAUGUGUUGCUGGAUGGUCACAGCAUCUCCCCACCAGAAGGCUUUCUUAUCCGCAAGGGACCAGGCAACUGCCACUUUGACUUUGCCCAAGAAAUUAUCUUCCUUGACUACCUGCAGCCCCAGCUGAUUAAUAAAGUACAAAGGAGACCUGGGGCAAAGAGAAUGGAGCAAGCCAGUAUGGACUAUGAAGCACCCUUAAUGCCAUGUGGCUUUGUUUUCCAGUUUCAGCUUUUGACAAGUUGGGGUGAUCCAUACUACAUUGGUUUGAAUGGACUUGAGUUGUUCAAUGAACAUGGAGACCAAAUCCUGCUCACUGAAAGCAAUAUUGCUGCUUUUCCAGAUAGUGUCAACAGUUUAGAAGAUGUAUCUGGAGAUGUCCGCACCCCAGACAAACUAAUUGACAGAGUGAAUGACACAAUUGAUGGCAGACAUAUGUGGCUUGCACCAAUUCUUCCUGGUUUGGUGAACAGGGUUUAUGUCAUUUUUGAUGUACCUACCACUGUGUCAAUGAUCAAGCUGUGGAAUUAUGCCAAAACACCUCAGAGAGGUGUGAAAGAGUUCGGUCUUCUGGUGGACGACUUGCUUGUCUACAACGGGAUUCUGGAUAUGGUGAGCCACGUCGUGUCAGGCAUCCUACCAACCUGCGACCCAGUGGUCCCCUAUCACACCAUUCUCUUUACAGAUGAUGAGAAGAUCUGCCAUCAGGAGAAGAGAACUGUUAUUAGCAAUCAUGUGGGAGAUCAGGAUGUACGAAUGAUGAAUGAAAAUGAGAUUGUCACCAACAGCAAAAAGAAGCAGGUUAUGGCUGAUCCAGCUUUACGUCCAAAAACCUGCAUAUCUGAAAAAGGGCUGCAGAGGAGGAAGAGAUAACAAGGGUCUGUGGCUGGAAAGUCCUGAAUGCAUCCAGCCCUAAUUAACUGCAGUCUACAUCUUCAAGAUAUUCAUUAUCCAAACAGAAGAUUUUCCAUGUCUUCUGCUGCUGAACCAGCUCCUGUCUUAAGAGAGAAAGGCUUAUUUGCUACAGUAAUGCAGUUUAAAGCACACAUUGAGUUAAAUUGGUUUUUCUUAUUUGUUAUUAUCUGUCUGAUUUCACCCCUCCUUAACUGGAAAUCCAGGGAAGAGGGAGCCUGAAGGAUUGAGUGAGAACUGUGUUGCUAACUGACAGCUGUUCCUGCCAGGCACCAAGAACUCAGGUGAAGGAAGGUUAGGACAAGAGAUUUUUCAGAGUAUUCCUCAAGCUUUCAUUUCAAACCCCAAUCUGGGUGAUCACAAAGCUCCUCAGCAGAAGCAAGGGUCUGCUUGCUUUGUGAUACCUGGAAAUAGUUCUUUGGGAAAUGCACUUAGAGGAAAUGUUCUUUACUUCUGCAUGUUUUGAUGCUGCGGCUCUCUCAGGGGCUGCCACUGUUCCUGGUACUUGGAGAGAUUCCCCUGGGUGUGCAGAAGUGUGAUAAAUGAUUUGAGGACAUCAGGAAGUGGGUUUAUCAAGGUUUAAUCAGUAGGUUUCAGCUGUCAUUUCUUCAUCUUCUGCAGUGCAAUAAUUAUUUCUUUCAUCAUUUCACUACCAUGAAAAAAGCAAAGUAGGGUUUUGCCUGAAGUGCCCUUGCCAGAUGCUCUACACGUUCUUCAGGGUCCUCCUGCUACAGAGCAAUGCUUUUCUUCCCCCUCCUGUUUUGCCUGAAUUCGGUUAUAUGAACAAGGAGGCCAUACCUCUGUGCUGCACCAACCAGGUCUGCUGCCAGCAGCAGAUCAUCACUUCUGGGAAAUGCUAAAUGCAUCUUAACUAGUAGAAAGUAAGGAGUGCACUACAUUUUUAAAGACAAAAUACACUGUGUCUGUAGCUGUUGAAACAGAAACUCUAACCAAAUAGUUCUGCUGCAGGAUUUGUAGCUAUGCAAAUGUGCUUUUCACUCCAAAUCUGUCAUUUGUGACAACCUCUUCAUAGGAGAUUCUUCUUUUCUUACAUAGAACUGGACACUCUGAAAUCACUUUAUGCUUUUAGACUGUGCAUUACUGCAGCUCCUGGUAUAGGAUCACUGUGCUGCUUCCCUUUCUGCACAAAGUCAGGAGGGCAAAAUCUUUUAUAUUUGCCUAUCAAAACCAUCCUUCUUAACUGGUGUUGGCUAAGCUGAUAAGAGACACACACUAGCAAUACAUUACCCACAUUUCUGUGUUGUUGAAGCAACAAAAUGCAUUUUGUACUAAAUACAAACCACUUCUGAAUGUACAGCAGUGUGUGAGUGCAUUCUGCUUUGUUU